CCUCUCAUAAACCUCGUCAGAGCGCACCAACAUUUCCCAUUACUUCCAGGAGAAGCAAGCAGCGGUUCACUAUUACCAACUUUGCGUGCUACUUAUGGCACACAACUAGCAGGGUAGACUACUCCCUGAGCAUUUUUCUUAACCCCUACGGUGUAUGGAAAGGGCUCCUGGAUGGACCUGGGCGAAAACAGCUGGUCCAUGGUCAAGCGAGAAGUAUCCAGCAGCCCAGGGUCACCGGCUGAGCAGACCUACCUGCCCGGUGACAGCAGGAGGGACGGUGCCGCGUCGGACGAGCUGAGGACGUCCGUGCCUCCGAGCGACCUUGACGCACUGGGGCACCGCCGGUCCGACAGCAGAUCACUACACUCCUACGUUCACUUCGGACACCACAACAACACCCUGACCACUUCCGAGGACAUCCAGCUGUUUACGGAUUUAGACCAGGGCAGCAAACUCGUCCUUUCCAGCGGAGCUCACAAGACGAGCUUAUUGGUGGAUCCGACCGACAUGUACCAAACACUGGCCAUCGCCGCAGCCCAGAGCCAGACUGGAUAUGAUUCCUCCUCUGGUGGUUAUAUGCACUCCAACCCCAACUCUCCCGUGUACGUGCCCAGUUCCCGAGUGGGCCCCAUGAUCCCCAGUCUCUCUUAUCUUCAAGCCAGCGGUUCUGCGCAGCCCAGCCACGCCGUCUCCAGUCACUCAGUGUGGUCACAGUCCACCCCAGAGAGCCCGUCCUACAGCACCGGGAGCCCCCACACAACCAGCCGAUUCCACUACCCUCCAAGCCCGCCUAUGAAUAACGGAACCCCCAGGGACACCGGUUACAGUAACACGCUGAAUGUGAGCGGCAGAGACCAGUACGGCCUGUCUCGCCCCCUCAGUGGGACCUACCCGAGUCCGUACUCCCCUUAUGUUGCACCACAGCUGUCGCAGCUGCCUUCGCCUUGGACCGGGGGACCUUUCGAUAACACCAUGCUGCACACUUUGCAGAGCCGAGGUGCACCCUUGAUCCGAGGACCAAACGGAGUUUCAGAUAUGCUGGAUGACCUGGGGGAGAGCCGAGAGUGCGUCAACUGUGGCUCCAUCUCCACGCCGCUCUGGAGACGCGACGGCACGGGCCACUUUCUGUGCAACGCCUGCGGCCUUUACAGCAAAAUGAAUGGGCUGAGCCGACCAUUAAUUAAACCACAGAAACGGACGUCCACAUCCAGAAGAAUCGGAUUAUCCUGCGCCAACUGCCAAACAAGCACGACCACUCUUUGGCGCAGGAACGCGGAGGGGGAGCCGGUGUGUAACGCGUGUGGGCUCUACACAAAAUUACACGGGGUGCCCCGGCCGCUCGCCAUGAAGAAAGAGGGAAUCCAGACUAGAAAAAGAAAACCGAAAACCUUAAAUAAAUCCAAAGGAUCCUCCGGUAAUAAUAACACUGUGUCUAUGACUCCCACGUCCACAUCUUCAUCCAAUUCUGAAGACUGCUCCAAAACCAGCUCUCCCUCUGCACAGGUGUCAGGGGUCAGUUCUUCUGUGCUGUCCAGCUCCGGGGAGGGAACAGGCUCUGGAUCAGCGGUGAAGUACCCGGGUCAGGACGGCCUGUACACCAGUGUGGGUCUGUCUCAGCCGUCAGAUGUGUCUUCAGUGCGAUCUGAACCCUGGUGCCCCAUGGCUUUAGCUUGAACAUCCAAACCUUUGGGAAGACAGCAACCCCCAGGCCCCUGUCCUCUCUGUGGAUGCGAUGGAAGUAUUUGGGGGGGAUGAUUUUUGUUUCCUUCCACUCGUCUGAUGUGAGAAGAGUCGGACGGAAAGGGUGAGACGACCUUCAACCACACUUCAAGCUCGAACCCAGCGUGGAAUACCUGCGAUUCCAGAUCGGUGUGGGGAUUUUGUUGCCUUAAAAACACACAAAGGGGAACGCCUGAGAAAUAAAAAAGGCCAAAUGAUCAAUCCGGUAUCCUGCUGUGGAUGGUUUCUGGACCUGCCGUGCACUCGAUAUCUCUACCAUUCAUGGCACAGAACCAGAUCUGGGUUCUUAAACAAAAGCCAUCAUGAAUUGUAUAUAAUGGAUUUCCAAGAAGAAAAAGCUUUUGAUUGGAUACUAGUGCUUUUUUAAGUGCUACUUUUAAGGACAUGUUAUGUUUCUUUCCACAACUGGAAUCAUGCCGCAAGUGCCGAGACAAGUUUUAUAAAUCAAAAGAGAAAAAAAAAUAUUUAUGAAUCUUCCAUUGUUGAAAACAUGGCUAUGAUUGUUAAUAAAGAUAUCAAUAUAGAGUAGAAGUUAAACCAUUCUGAUGUCUUCUUUUCUAAUUUUGUGUUUCUUUUUAAAAGUGGUUGUUUGUAGUACAGUAGUGUUGAAUCUGCACAUGUUUUCCACUGAAAGCUCUUACUGUAACUGAAACUAGUUUGGUUUAAACAGGGUAUAAAUGACUUCAUCAGUUAGUGUUGCUUCUUAUUCUUUCCUUUCCUUUCCUUUCUUUUUUUUUUAUUUUUUACUCUCAAAUAAUCAACUUUUUCAGAUUAAUUUCUCUAAAACAUCAUCUGCUGCUGGGUAGCAUCAUGGUACUAUUGUUAAAACUAUGGCAGACCCAGAGCAGAACU
This is a messenger RNA of Sphaeramia orbicularis (orbiculate cardinalfish), 2592 nucleotides long. It is a transcript of the gene gata6, whose product is annotated as GATA binding protein 6. The transcript is spliced from 7 exons. Lineage: Eukaryota; Metazoa; Chordata; Actinopteri; Kurtiformes; Apogonidae. Gene Ontology annotation, biological process: epithelial cell differentiation; positive regulation of transcription by RNA polymerase II; cell fate commitment. Gene Ontology annotation, cellular component: nucleus. Bases 172 to 1674 code for a protein of 500 amino acids. The record is from RefSeq and is a predicted model, not a curated record. Gene Ontology annotation, molecular function: DNA-binding transcription factor activity, RNA polymerase II-specific; RNA polymerase II cis-regulatory region sequence-specific DNA binding; zinc ion binding.